Jaminaea rosea is the source of this 1260-nucleotide messenger RNA. Its product is annotated as NAD(P)-binding protein. Lineage: Eukaryota; Fungi; Basidiomycota; Exobasidiomycetes; Microstromatales. The transcript has 3 exons. The record is from RefSeq and is a predicted model, not a curated record. Gene Ontology annotation, molecular function: oxidoreductase activity. The coding region runs from base 294 to 1142 and encodes 282 amino acids.
GCGACAGAGGUGUGUAGCAGAGCAAACGUCGAGGCUCAAUGAUGGCAAGCACCAAGUCAAGCUGCCGAGUAGGCGACGACGGCCCCAGGUGCAGGCUGGCUGCAACCUGGGCCCUUGGGUGCUUUGGCCGCCGCCGGAUCUGCACCAGCGGCCAAUCGUGCCGGCGGUGAUUGGGCGCCUCCACAAGAGACCCUUUCGCCCACGUCGCCCCCACACUUCAUAACACCGCCCUCCACCCUCCUCUCGCCACUCCUCCUUUCUUCCGUCUACCAACCUUCUCAUCGAUAUCAACAAUGGCACGCACCUUCAUCAUCACAGGCACCACGACCGGCUUCGGCCACGAGAUGGCAAAGGCAGCCCUCGCUGCAGGCGACAACGUCGUCGCCACGGCCCGCACCAGCUCCAAGCUCAAGAUUGACGGUGCCAACGACAAGAACUUCCUCGCCGUCGAUCUAGACCUGCUCAAGCCAGAGGGGAUUGACAAGGUCUUCAAGCAGGCAAAGGAUAAGUUUGGAAGGAUCGACGUUGUCUGCAAUAAUGCGGGAUACGGCCUCUCAGGUCCCUUCGAAACGCUCACCGAGGAGCAGUGCAGGAAGCAGAUGGAGAUCAACUACUUUGGCCUCAUCGCCGUGACACGCAAGGCAGUCGAGACGAUGCGCACCCAGUCUCCUCCAGGUGGCGUCAUUCAGCAAGUCACCAGCAUUGGCGGGCAACGCGGUGUUCCUGGCUUUACCAUCUAUUGCUCCUCCAAGUGGGCUGUCGAAGGUUUUACGGAAGCUCUUUCGCACGAACUCAAGCCCGAGUGGAACAUCAAGCUCACCAACAUCGAGCCCGGAGGAUUCCGCACCGAGUGGGCAGGUGCCAACAUGGAGUACGGCGGUCAUCGCGACCUCGAGUCCGUGUACGAUCAUCUCAACAUGCGUGAGACGAUGGGCAAGAGGCACGGUACCCAAGUCGGCGACCCGGCUAAAGCGGGCAAAGCCAUGUACGACUUGGCCGUUCACGCUGACCCUCCCUUGAGGAUCGUGCUGGGCAGCGAUGCCUUUGGGGCUAUGGAAACCAAAGUGAAGACGUAUGGCGAGAGCAUUCAGAAGUGGAAGAGUGUCAGUUUGGGGACGGACGUUGAUGAGGACAAGAAGUAGGGGAGCGAUUGCGGGGUGGCAGAGGGCAGGUGGGAGAAGUGAAGCUUGGCAAGGCUGUAUGCACGGCUCCAGUCACUCUGUCUACGGCUCAACACAUUCAGUCUUGUAGUGCUCACAG